This is a messenger RNA of Guillardia theta CCMP2712, 3453 nucleotides long. RefSeq lists its product as hypothetical. Gene Ontology annotation, biological process: oligosaccharide biosynthetic process. Gene Ontology annotation, molecular function: alpha-1,6-mannosylglycoprotein 2-beta-N-acetylglucosaminyltransferase activity. Gene Ontology annotation, cellular component: Golgi stack; membrane. The coding region runs from base 1 to 3453 and encodes 1150 amino acids. The record is from RefSeq and is a predicted model, not a curated record. The transcript has 12 exons. Lineage: Eukaryota; Cryptophyceae; Pyrenomonadales; Geminigeraceae.
AUGCAGAGAUCUUUCAACUUGGGUGUCAGAACUUUCCAUCAGAUCUUGUUCACGUGCAUCGGGUUGACGCUUCUUGCUCAUGCUUGGGGAAAGGAGCAGUUGAACAUAGAGGGAACCUGGCUUGCAAACAUCUGCAAUGAGACAAAUUUUGCUUUGCCGUUCGUCCUGGGCAAAACGUAUGAACACCUGCUGGGCCCUGCCGUCCUCGAAGAUUCGAAUUUGCUGCUCCGAAUGGAGCUUGAGCUCAAGACCUUGUGGGGAUCUCCUGUCAAGGAUUCAGUGUACGCGCCGAACAAUGAUGAGAAGAACAACAGUCUUGAUGUCGAGGCUUGCAGAUUAAUGGCCCUUGAGAUCAACUCGAGGGUUGACAUACGGAAGAAGGUCCGGUGGCAGCAGGUCGCAGCCUGUGAGCUCUGCCGUCCUGAUGUCGCGGAAUGGAUCCGGAAGGAGGCAGGAGAAGCUGUAAUUCUCCGGCAUCUGGCGAGCUACGCGGCCCUGUACACCUCCUACUCCAUCGAUCUCAUAUGCCAUGCGCUCGACGAGGUUGGGCUCCGCAGGUACCUGACGACAAGAGAGUCCAAUGAGUCUCUGCCGAUAUCAGGCGCAUCUGCCGAGCUGCUGGUGGGUGUGGAGCCGUCGAGGUGCUCGGCAAACUCCUGGCAGCUCUGCUCAGAAUCGGCUGGUCAUGGAGGAAAGAUACAAGGAGAGGGGAGGAGUGAAAGUUACCAGAAGGAGGUCUACCGGGCCAAGAAGAUCUUGCUGAGCGAUCUCAACACAUACCACCGCAAGGUCGCACGUCAGUACGCGACGAUUCUUGGGGGGGAGGUGUUGACGGACCACCUGCACGUCCUGGAGGAAUUGUUUGAGAAGGGAGACUCGCCCAGGAAUGUUUUCAAGUUCCUCUUGGAGAACUUUGCGAACGUGGUCAAAGACAACACGGCGCAGGCGAGAGAGCGGGCCAUGCAGUACGUGCACGAGUCGUUCCAGCAGGUGCUGCUGCGGGAUGCUGAUCCUGACGCCCUCGAAGUCUACUCCGAGCUUCUGGUGCAGGGGACGCACGAGCGAGAGCUUCAAUGCAUCCUCAAGCGCUCCGAGGAAUUUCGGUCGCUCUGCAUUGACGGCAACGCGGUGAAGUGCGACGAGGCGAUUCGGCUUGUCUCUCUUCAGUAUCACGAGGUUCUCAACCGACCGCCUGACCCCCGUGGCCUCUCGCGAUAUGCUCGCGAGGUAGUAAUGGGAUACUUGACUGCCGACGGCAUCCGCGACGACCUGGAGAGCAGCUCUGAGUUCCAAGCAGGACCUGGCAUGCUCCGCAGGGUCUCCAUGAUUGCCAGAAAUAUCUCCGAGCAACAUGAGCGCUGCUUGAAGAUCUGUUGCCCCUCCCCUUCACCCUCCUCCUCCUCCUCCUCCUCCUCCUCUUCAUCCUCUUCAUCCUCCUCCUCCUCCUCCUCUUCAUCCUCCACCCCAAGCAAGAUCUGUGCCAAGAACUGCAAACACCUAAAGAAGCUGAGCAGAGGCAGGUGCUCGCGAGAGCCCAAGGACCUGAUCACGUGGGUCGAGUCCGUCCUAUGGGGGAAGCGACGGCUGCACAACUUCUUCAAGGCAGACUUGAGCAACCUGACGAGGUAUCAGGUCUCGUCCAGGCUCGUCGUUCGCAAGUUUCUCGAUGUGUUGGGGCGAUACCCUGACAUGCCCGCCAUGCUCAACUUUAUCCCCAAAGUCGCCAGGGGUGAGAUGAACGUGACGGACCUGACGAGCACCUUGGAGGCGAGCGACGAGAGGUCUCAGAAGUGGAUCCAGCCGAGGCAACCGAAGCAGCUCGGCGAGCUGAUCAAAAGAGCUGAGAUGAUCGCUGGGCUCCUAGUGGAGAACGGGAUCGAGCUCACGGACGUAGCGCACUGUUUCACGAUCGAGGAGGACGGGGCUGAGAGAAAGGUGACCAUGAAUGUUGUCCCGUCCAAGUCCUCCUGCAGGAAGGUCGGCAAGGUGCUUUGGAGCCUCCAGACUCUGUGGAACGCCAAGGGUCCGGUGCUGGGGAAGAAGGAUGCUCCUGAGAUUGACAAGCUCAGCCCCAUCGCUGUCUUGCUGCAAGAAGAUGACAAGGACCUAUGGAAGAUGAUUGAAAGCCUCGGCAGCAUUGCCGGCAUCCAGCACUCAGUCGUCAUCGUUUUCUCGCUGGGGUAUGUCAGCACUGACUCUCUCGACAAAAUGAAGGGUAUUGACUUCGCCCGAAUCCGAAUUCUAUUCCACCCGACCCGACAAGAUCUGAUCCUGCAAGACCCCGACGUGGCUCAGAAGCUGCACUGGAGCUGGCUGCAGGAGAUGCUCUUCGAGAACAUCUCAGAGACAAGGAGCUGGACGGGGGACGUGGUUACCGUCUUCGGGGUGAAGGCGCUGACCUCCGACUUCCUCCGCAUCCUCGAGGCAGCGAGAGUCUUCCAAAAGACCUUCUGCCCCACCUGCUGGAGCAUCGCCAUGGACGCGGGAUGUGACGAGCGGCUGUCGACCGAGGAUGAGGACAACAUGAUCUGCGUCAACCAUGGCAAGCUCGGCUCAACCAUCGCCUUCAACUCCAGCAUGUACGAGAAGAUCAGCAGGGAGAAGCUAGAGCUCAUUCCGACCUCGUGGAACUUUUCCCUCUACUACCUGAUGCAGUUGGACAAGUUGAGCUCCAAAUCCAUCGGACCUGCAGUACCAAGAGUGCAUGACAUCUCCUGCUUGAAAGACAUUACCGACUAUCUUGAGCUGCACCUGCAGUACUUCAAGCUUGAAGGAAGCGGCAGGAGCGGAGCAGCGCGAGAGCUCAAUCUUUCUCCCUGGCGUGGCGCGCAUGCUGCUUGUCUCAAGCUUCAGAUUCUUUCACGUCAGUUUCUCUGUCGCCAGCAUGUCAGGCAGCUCAGAAUGUCGAUGGAUCGAGCGUGGCGGAGCCGCCACGAGCCCUGCGACGUGCAAGUGAGUGCUGCAGGAGACACGUGGGCAGACAUCCGAUGGAGCAUGCCAGCAGGAGUUGGCUUCAUGAGCAGGAAGCGAGAGCAUGGCAUGGAGGGGGAUGGCGCAGCGGGUGGGAACAGGAGGAGAAGUUCGAGGUACGUUCGCGUCAGCGUGCAUGGGACGUUCGAGGUGAGCGUGGACGGAGAGGUUCGUGACCGGGUACCAUGGGAGGAGGCGGCGACAGGGCUGGGGGAGGGCGACGCCAACGACUGCAUCCAGUACUGCAAGCACCGGCUGACAAAUCUCCCCAAGCUCAAGGCCAUGGAGGGGAUGCAUGCAGAACGUAUACACAAGCUGAAGGACCUGCUGAGGCAGGAGGAGGAGGAGGAGGAGGAGGAUGCUACUUCUUUGUCCUCUCCCUCCGAGGACGAUUCCAUUCGCAGAACCUUGUCCUCCUCCAGCAACCAUGCUGCCGUCCGCAUGAUGGGAGGCAGCUUGCUCCUCCACGUGGCUGCGACCUGA